This is a messenger RNA of Trypanosoma rangeli, 1356 nucleotides long. RefSeq names its product superoxide dismutase, Fe-Mn family. Bases 1 to 1356 code for a protein of 451 amino acids. NCBI's taxonomy places the organism in Eukaryota, Euglenozoa, Kinetoplastea, Trypanosomatida, Trypanosomatidae. The record is from RefSeq and is a predicted model, not a curated record. Gene Ontology annotation, molecular function: metal ion binding; superoxide dismutase activity. Gene Ontology annotation, biological process: superoxide metabolic process. The transcript has a single exon.
AUGUCAAGGAUAACCUCAGCUUUGUUGUGUGCAGCAUCAGCCUCAAGGGCAGCACUUGUGGCGAGUGAGCUGCAGAAACUUGUUCCAGUUCUUAUUCCACUACUCGAUCCGCCUGUUGUGAGGGGGGAGGUGUCCGCGGCACACCUCAUUGCCAUCACCGGACAUACGUCGAGAAGAAACGAUGUGCAUCAGCCUGACUGCCCCGUGCUUAGGCAACUGCUUCCGCUCACUGCGCUGGCUGACCAUAGUGCUUUUCUAAAGCGCCCUUGUCGGUCGUGUCUUAAACGGCGCAUUCAUUUUCUUUCUAGUGAGCACUUCUGUAUGAAUCUUGAGGAGAAGUGCUCACAGGGUGGUGUGAAUGUGCCGGCGGAGUGGGAGAGCAUCGUGGCAACGCAGUUCGGGUCCGUUGUGUGUCUCAUGGAGGAGUUUGUGAUGUAUGCGAAAAACCGGCGGGAACCAGGAUGGACGUGGCUGGUGUAUGACAAGGAACGGUCCGAAAGUCAUCGACUUGUCGUGGUGAACUUUCCCUCUAAUCGUGUCCCGCUGGAGUUGGGACUUUGGCCACUGGCUGUUAUAAAUAUGACCGAGAGCAGGUUACUGUCGGCGAUAGUGGCAAAGGCAACAACGACCGUGGUAGAGUCUCCUCCAGCGCCGUGGUCCCGUGCGGCCCGUAACACGUUCGUGGCAGCAACAGUAACUUCAACUGUAGCAGGGACGACUGCAACAACUGCUAAUACUGUUGGCGACUUAGGUAAGGAUCUUUCCUCUAUUCGUGCGCAGAUUGCCCAGGAGGCCGUGCUAGCGAUGAACUGGGAGUUUGUCCUACAGCAAUGGAGGCAGGCAGAGAGUUACUACACGUCGGUGGAGCGUGAGAACAAGAUCUGCGUUCAUCGCACAAAGAUGGAGCGAGAGGCGGCUCUUGCGGCGAUGAGUAAGCUACGUGACAGUGGAGCCACCAUUCUUACAUCGGACACAGUUGAAAUCACGGUGGCAGGCGGCAACACAGCUGCCAAAAAGGCUUCUCAGGAUCAAACGGUAUCGACGCAGACAACGCAAGAGAAUGGUAAAGAACAAAAAGAAGAAACAGAAGGUGCGGUUGGUGCAGCCGAUCAAGAUCCCCACUGUGUACAACUGGAGGAUGGUACAUGGCAGUACACGUAUCAAAAUGGUGCUGUGACACUCCUGCGGCCUGAUGGCACCAGGGUCUUCAAGAAGAGCGAGCUGAACAUCACGAUUUUUGCGGAUGGCAGUACUCUUUACGAGUACCCGAAUAAUACCUCCAUCCUUGACCGCGUGGAUGGUGUACGCGUGACGACCUUUGCGGAUGGUACAAAGAAAGAAGAGCUGUACAAGUGA